AAUAUACUUCAUAAGAGUAAACCGAGUAAACUGAUAGUAAUUUAAUGUUUCUAUCAAUAACCUCUUGGUAUUUUCUUGAUACCUACCGUAAAUUGUUGGCAAACAAAACUAGACGUUUUAUGAGUGCAGUAUAAUUAUUUAUCUAUAUUUUUAAUGUUGUUUAAAAUAUCGUGAUACAAAAUCAAUAUAACGUUAAAAUGGAAUCAAAAGUAGAUCGGAUAAGCCGAAAAUGUCGAUUAUGUCUUGCCACAGGGAAGGCAUCCAAAUCGACUAUAAACGACGAGACAUUCCGCAUCAAAUUGAAUGCUGUAUGCAACGUUUUGUUUGCAACAAACGAUCAGCUCCCAUCAAAAGUAUGCGCAAAGUGUUUCAUAAAAAUUACUGACUUCCAUGAGUUUGUAGAACUCGUACGUUGCAACCAGGAACAACUGCUAUCGACGAUUGCACCCCCGGAGGUCAAGGAAGAAGAGGAUAUUACUGUGAAUAAUGAAAUAUUCGUAGAAGUCGAUGUAAAGGUGGACGUAAAAGAAGAAGAAUCUUCUGGAGAUGAAAAAUUCGAAACGAUACAUUCCGUGGAGGAGGAAAAUGUUAGGGCGGAGGCGGAUGACGUGAAAAUCCAGGAUAAUGACGAAGAAGAGGCCGGUGAUGAUGAUGACGUCAAAUCCGAGUCUUCAUCUCCACGUACAGUAGAGCCUGAGCUACCUACAGAAAAUGAUCGAUUGAUUUUGGAAUAUUUUACACUAAAUUGUGAUACGUGCUCAAUUGUGUUCGAAACAUUCAAGCAGCUUAAGAUGCAUAGCAAGAAAAAGCACGCUCGCAAACCGACGCUCCAAUGUGUUAAAUGCAGCAAAAGCUUCCAAUAUAAAUUUAAACUUCUACAUCACAUCAAACUCCACCUAAGACCCUGCAAAUGCGAAAUCUGUGGCAAAGGAUUUGCCGAUCAACAAGCCGUACGAGUUCAUCACUCCAAUAAGCACUCUACCGACGUGGAUAAACCGUUCAAAUGCGAAAAAUGUCCACAAUCAUUUCAAAGAGAAAAUUCUCUCAAAUCCCAUCUCAAACUGCACGACCGAGUGGAUUGCCCAAUUUGUAAGAAGAAUCUUUCGAACGUCUACAACCUGAAAAGUCACAUGUCCAUCAUGCACAGCAAAGAAGAGUGCCAGUUCAUAUGCGACGUAUGUGGCAAAGAGUUCAAAUCCCGCGGCGCGAUGGACUCUCACAGUGUGGUGCACAAGGAACUGACCCGCGAGGACGGAGCCCGGUGCGAGAUUUGUCAAACCUGGAUCAGCAGAAAGAACAGGCUUCGUCGCCACAUGAUCGAAAUACAUGAAUCGAAAGAAGCCGAAUGCGACGUUUGCCACAAGACGUAUCCCAACAUGAAGGCGAUGGUCAACCACAGGCGCAACAUCCACAGUGGGCUAACGUUCGAAUGCGAGAUCUGUGGCAAGCAGUUCAAGAGGGGCAUCAACUUGAAGGAACACCGGGCAGCGGCGCAUACGGGGGAGAAGCUUUAUUCGUGCGAGUUCUGCGGCAUGGAAAUGAAUUCGAACGCGAAUCUGUAUCAGCACCGAAAGAGCAAACAUCCGCUGGAAUGGAUGGAGGCUAAGCAAAAGGCAGCUAGGUUAAUCGAUUAGAAAAAACACUUUAUAAUCUAUAGAUACUACGUAAUAAAAUAUUAUUGAUGAAAGAACUGCA
Molecule: messenger RNA, 1695 nt
Organism: Armigeres subalbatus
Lineage: Eukaryota; Metazoa; Arthropoda; Insecta; Diptera; Culicidae
Product: transcription factor grauzone-like
Exons: 2
Coding region: 198-1634 (478 amino acids)
Cellular component (GO): nucleus
Molecular function (GO): zinc ion binding
Source: RefSeq, a predicted model, not a curated record